This is a messenger RNA of Eufriesea mexicana, 4228 nucleotides long. RefSeq names its product failed axon connections (gene fax). The record is from RefSeq and is a predicted model, not a curated record. Bases 439 to 1617 code for a protein of 392 amino acids. Gene Ontology annotation, cellular component: cytoplasm. NCBI's taxonomy places the organism in Eukaryota, Metazoa, Arthropoda, Insecta, Hymenoptera, Apidae. The transcript has 4 exons.
CACUGCGAAGUGGAAGCGAGCCUGCUUAUGGGGGUUUCGCGGGAGGAACGGAGGGACUUAAAGGGAGUUGGAUGAAAAAAGAAAGGUAGAAUCGGCAGAGAAAGAGGGAAUGAGCGGCACGCGGACCGGGCAGGGGUGGCGGACCAAUUAAAUAUGGCGACAGCAGUGGGGUGUGGCGCUUGCGCAUGCGCAACGUCGCUUUCAGCUGGGGGGACAGGAGCCGCGGACAGAACGGGGCAGCGACGAGAAGGAACCGGCCGGCAAGCAGAGGGAUUGGCGAGUACCCGGCAUACGUUUGUGUGGUGCGCGCUGUCUUCGAGAGAUAGGCUUCCAGUGUCGCUCGAAAACUUGUCCGUCGACGUUUGUUCGCUUGCUCACUCGUACGAAGCGUUUCCUCGUUUUCAUUGAAACCGGUCGGAUCUGUGAAAAGUAGUCGAGAUGACGAUGGCAACGGAGACAGAGAACACUGGACCGGAGAGUAAGGAGAUUAAAGAUGUGAAAGAGAUGAAAGAGGCGCUGAAGGACGAAACGCCGCCGGACAAUAAGCAAGAGGAGAAAGAUGCAGCGAAAAAGGAAGAAAGUGGUAAAAAAGAAGAGACCGCUGACGCUGCGGCCGCUACGCCAUCCUCGGCACCGACCAAGGCUAUCAGCGUGCGUAAGGCCAACUACGAGAAAGAUAUUGUUUAUCUGUAUCAGUUCUCCCGAAUACCUCUUCUGCCCUCUAUCUCACAGUAUUGUCUCAAGGUGGAGACAUGGUUGCGACUUAAUGGCAUCAAAUACGAGAAUGUGGAUCAUAAGAUGAAGUUCCGCUCCAAGAAAGGCGGGUUGCCGUUUGUCGAACUGAACGGCGAAGAAAUUGCGGACAGUACGAUCAUUCUUCGCGAGUUGAGUCAAAAGUUCGGCAAGGACCUGGAUGCCUCCCUUACGUCUGAGCAACGAAGCGUUUCUCAUGCAAUGAUAUCGAUGAUCGAAAACCACCUAGUUUGGGUAGUCAUGUGCUGGCGCAUCAAGAAUCUGGAUCAGGUUCUGAAGGGUUACAAGGUGAACCUUCAGCACGUGCUCGGCACUCGUAUUCCCAAUGGCAUUCUCAACUUUUUCUUCAAGCUUACGUUUGGACGUAAGGGUGCAAAGAAAGUAAAGGCGCAGGGUAUGGGUGUGUAUUCUCCAGAAGAAGUGUCCCAAUUUGGUUGCGCCGAUCUCAAGGUUCUUUCCGACAUGCUUGCUGACAAACCCUUCUUUUUCGGGGACGAACCGACUAUGUUGGAUGUGGUGACAUUCGCGCAUCUUGCCCAAAUUCUCUACAUCGACAAAGACACGCCGUACAGUCUGCGGGACUAUAUGCAGGAGAAUUGUCCAAACUUGGUGGGGCACUGCUCGCGCAUGAAGGAGCGAUGCUUCCCGGAUUGGGAUGAGAUCUGCUCCACCCUUGACAUGAACACGCAUUUACCGAAACCGGAGAAACAGGAGGAGAAGGAAGGCAAAGAGGAUGUAAAGGAGUCGAAGGAAUCAAAAGAGGAAAAGGAGGGUGACAAGGAAAAGGCGGAUAAAGAAGAGAAAGAGCUGGAAAAGGACAAGGAGAUAGAUGAGAACAAAGAAAAGGAAAAGGAAGGGAAAUAAGCUGUCUCGAGAGGACAUGAAGCAAAUAAGUCGUUCAAGAAAAGGGAAAAAUGGAAAAAGAAGAUUCAAAACUGAAGAAAAUUGGGGGUGUGAUCUGGUGAGAUAUAAAGAGGGGGGAGGGGGGUUGAGAAAGAAAAGCAAGGGUGGGUGGAAGAAUGCGUGUGUAUGUGUGCGUGUGUGAAAGCUAUCGUGUGAAUGAUUGAUAGCAAGAAGUAGAAAAGGAGAAAAAAUGCGUGUGUGAAAGAAAGAGAGAGAGAAAGAAUGUGCGUAUGUGUGUAGAAAGCAUGAGUAAUAAAGAAGGAGGGGUUAGACUGUGCGUGAAAGAGCGAGCGAGAGAAUCAACGAGUGUAAGAAAAAAAGGGUAGGGGGAUUUCAGGUUUAGAGCUCUCUACUUAUACGUAUAGAUAUUAAUAGAUUCAUAAUGUUAAAUACUUCGUUUAUAUACGUUCGUAACACGUUACGCCAUUUCUCAUCGACACCCCAGCACACCCGAAUCGAACAACAAACUUUAUUAUUAUAUUCGACCCAGGGCCCUUUUUCCCCCCACGAAAAGUAAUAUAAGAUAGAUAAAGCGAGAAGAAUAAUAACAGAACGGGGCUAUCUCAUAAGUCAUUAGAAUAUCGUAGGUUUGCAAUAUAUCAAAUGCAAUAGCCUGACACAUUCAGGUGUGUGAGAGAUCUUCAAUGAACAGUGGCCAAAAUGAAUGCAUCGUACCAUCGUGCAAACAGACAUGAUGUGUGUUGUAUACGAUGCAGUUUAAUGCAAUGGAGCGAGAUCAUUUAUGGUUACGAUACACGACGAUAGAUAGCACCCCUGACACUGAUUCAGGGAGAAGGCGUCUUGCGGUCGUUUCUUACACCAUUGGCUCUUACUGUGCAAAAUGAGUUACGUACCUAGCGUUCCAGCAACGUACCGUAUAUCACAUUGUGAUCUUCGUUUGAUCGUAUUCUUUAAUUGCAUAUACGUUCGUAAUUUUAGAAUUACUAUUCGGUACACAAACUUUUAUUCCUUUUAAUCAUUGGUUUCAGACAAUCAGACUUCAUUUGAAUUAUCAUUUGAUAGGUGAUAUAGUUUCCUUUCUGAUACAUUUGAAUGCACGAGUGAUUUCUGAAAAAUCGUUUUUCACGCAACAGUAAUCAGAGAUCAAGUAUCGAAUCGUCAUAUGUGUCAGAAAGAAGGACGAUGUCUAUGACUUUACCUUGAAUUUUCAUACUUUUUAUAUUUCUUUGUAUGACUCAUUUCGAGUAAAAUGUUCUCGUGCCCACAUACGUCGAAUUACGUACUUUUUACAAUUUAUUGACAACGUCCCUCCGACGAACGAAGAAUCAUCAGCGAUUACGGAUCGGACAGUAAAUGAUGAUAUUUACGAUAAUUUGUAUAUUAUUAGAGAUAUUCGUAUCGCGUUCACACGGAUGCAAUCCGAGUGACGGCGUCGCCGGAAGCGGAAACGGCGCUGUCGUCACGUCUUAAAGUCGUUUAGGCGCUUUGUUUCUUCUUUUUCUUUCGUCGAGACAAAAAAAAAGAUACAAAUAAAAAAUAAAGAAACUCGAAAAGAGGCACAGGCAACAUUAAUCUUCUCUGUCUGGGUUUCUUUUCGAUAUUCGAAAACGAAACAAAAAUAAAAAAGAAAAAGAAAAACGAACGAAACGCUGUGCUGCCCCCGUGUGUUAGUUCAACUUUAUUAGAUGACUUUUUUCUUCGGAUGUGUGAGAAAAAUUUUACAUAACGAAGUAAAAGAAAAAAUACAAAAAAGUGUCUUUCACGCAUCGAAAUGAAGAAAAAAAAAACACAUAAACAUACACAACACACACACGUACAGACAUUUUGAUGUAUAAUGUUAUAUCGAACGGGAAUUGAAUGUUUUUUGUACGAGGCCGACUUUUAAUAAAACGUUGGCCAGAAAAAUAAUUCCACGAAGACACGAGGUUAAUAUAAUUAAUAUUUAAGUAGUUUACUAUAAUUAAACGACGAUUACGAUUACAUAAAGGACAAAUGGAAAAAACAAGUAAGUUAACAAUUAGUGUGUGGAAGCUGUUUAUACCUUAGGACAACGCAUACGUUUACACCCGUGGUUACAUUAUUAUUAUUAUUAAUUAUUAUGGAUUAUUACGAGUACGAGUAAAGUAAUAAAUAAUUAAAGAUUAGUGACGAGGAAAGGAAAGAAAAAAAAAGAAGUAAUAAGAAACACUUGGACAAGACCAUAAACGUUGCAAGCACAGUAGGUAGGCAUACAUCCAGUACAGUAAGAUUAUUAUAAGAGGAAUAUUAAUAAUAAUUAUAAUAUGACUGCUCGUUUUAUGCUCGGCGCUAUACAUUUCAUUGUCAUUAUUAUAUCACCAUUUAUUAACGAUAUACAUACGAACAAAUAAAAUGUGUUUAUAAAUAUAAUGUGAUCUUUACGAAAUUUUCAUCGAUCUUUAUUGAAUGACCCGUUACGACGAAUGAUAUUUUUUAAAAUAACAAAAGAGGUUAUAUUUUAUUUUAUAUUGCCUGUAUUGCGACUACCUUUUUCUAUUGUGCAUUUUGAAACUAGCACGUACUCUGCAUGCAAAUUAGGUUAGGCGACACGUAAUUUAGUUUUACGUUUUUAAGAAAAUUUUAUUUCUUUUAU